AUGUCUGCUUCUCACGAACAAGUCGAGACUGUCGAUAUCACUUCCCUUAAUGCUGUCGCUGCCGGUACCAACAGAAAACAACCAAGAAUUGUUGCUGCUGGGUUAGGUGGUAGAUUAAUGGGUACCGCCGAUUUAGUUAAAGUUACUGCUGAACAAAUUACCGAAGAUUCUUUACAAUCUUUAGCUGAAAAAGAUGAACAAGAAAGAUUAAAAUAUACCAAAGUUAAACAUAUUAGUGAACAAGAAUGGACUUUAUCUAAUUUUUAUAAACAUAUUAAUUGGUUAAAUGCUAUUUUAGUAGUUGCUAUUCCUGCUUAUGGGAUUUAUAAUGCUGUUAAUUAUCCACCUCAACUUAAAACUAUCACUUUAGCUUUUAUUCUUUAUCUUUUCAGUGGUAUUUCAAUCACAGCUGGUUAUCAUCGUUUAUUUGCUCAUAAAUCUUAUGAUGCUCAUGUUUCAUGUAGAUUAUUUUUUGCUUUCUUUGGAGCUGGUGCUGUUGAAGGUAGUAUUAAAUGGUGGUCUCAUAGUCAUAGAAUUCAUCAUAGAUAUACUGAUACUCCAAGAGAUCCUUAUGAUGCCAGACAAGGGUUUUGGUUUUCUCAUAUGGGUUGGAUGUUAACUAAACCAAAUCCAAAGAAUAGAGCUAGAGCUGAUAUUAAUGAUUUAGCCAAUGAUUGGGUUGUUACUUUCCAACAUCGUCAUUAUUUACUCCUUAUGGUUUUAUCAGCUUUUGUUUUCCCAACCGUUGUUGCUGGUUUAUUCUGGGGUGAUUAUUGGGGUGGAUUCAUCUAUGGAGGUAUCUUAAAAACUUUUAUUAUUCAACAAGCUACUUUCUGUGUUAAUUCAUUAGCUCAUUGGAUUGGUGUUCAACCAUUUGAUGAUAGAAGAACUCCAAGAGAUCAUGUCUUGACUGCCAUUGUUACCUUUGGUGAAGGUUAUCAUAAUUUCCAUCAUGAAUUUCCAUCUGAUUAUAGAAAUGCUCUUAAAUGGUACCAAUACGAUCCAACCAAAGUUGUUAUUUAUACUUUAUACAGAUUAGGUUUAGCUUGGAAUUUAAAGACUUUCAGUCAAAAUGCCAUUGAACAAGGUUUAUUACAACAACAACAAAAGAAAUUAGAUAGAUUAAGACAAGAAUUAAAUUGGGGUACUCCAGUUGAUCAAUUACCAGUUUGGACUAGAGAAGAAUUUAAUGAAAAGGCUAAAUCAGAAGGUUUAAUUUUAAUUUCUGGUAUUGUUCAUAAUGUCAAGAGCUUUAUUAAGGAACAUCCUGGUGGUCAACCAUUAGUUAGAGCUUCUUUAGGUAAAGAUGCUACUAAAGCUUUUAAUGGUGCUGUUUAUGCUCAUUCUAAUGCUGCUCAUAAUUUAUUAGCUACUAUGAGAGUUGCUGUUCUUAGUGAAGGUGAAAUCAAUGGUAAUACCUUUGAACUUCAAAAUCAAAUGCUUGCAAAGGAAAAGCAAGCUUGA
Molecule: messenger RNA, 1464 nt
Organism: Scheffersomyces coipomensis
Lineage: Eukaryota; Fungi; Ascomycota; Pichiomycetes; Serinales; Debaryomycetaceae
Gene: OLE1
Product: stearoyl-CoA 9-desaturase
Exons: 1
Coding region: 1-1464 (487 amino acids)
Biological process (GO): unsaturated fatty acid biosynthetic process
Cellular component (GO): endoplasmic reticulum membrane
Molecular function (GO): heme binding; stearoyl-CoA 9-desaturase activity; iron ion binding
Source: RefSeq, a predicted model, not a curated record